AGAAGAACCAAUGGCAGAUUAGAAUAGGUCGGUGUACGGAAAUGGUCGAGGUAUCAUCAUGUCGUCUUUUCAACGCAUGAUUUAAAAUGUUGGGAAGUAUUAUUCCCCCUAGAAGGUUAUUCAGAAGCUUUUACUUUGCUCGAGGAGCUUGAGAUCUAUCCGUGUGCCUUAGUUUGUUAUUUGGUAGUUAAAGUUCCCGGGUAUGUCCAAACAAACGAGAUGGACACCAAAAGACUGCGAGCCGAAGCAGCUGCCGAUAUAUCAGCACAAAAACAAGCUGAUUCAGACGGUCAGAAACAGCACUUUCCUCAUAGUGACCGGAGAGACUGGAAGUGGGAAAACCACACAGCUCCCUCAGUACCUGUAUCAGGCAGGUUUUUGUAAGGACGGUAAGAUUGGAGUCACCCAGCCUCGUCGUGUGGCUGCCAUCACCGUAGCUCAGAGGGUCGCUCAGGAGAUGAAGUGCACUCUGGGCAGAGAGAUUGGAUACCAAGUGCGAUUUGAUGACUGCACAUCACAAGACACUGUGCUGAAGUACAUGACAGAUGGAUGUUUGCUUCGAGAAGUCCUGGCAGAUCCGCUGCUUUCCCAGUACAGCGUUGUAAUACUGGAUGAAGUCCAUGAACGCAGUCUUAAUACGGACAUUCUUUUGGGUUUAUUAAAGAAGGUUUUCUCUAACCCCCGUGAGGCCACGAAGGGACGAUCCUUUCCCCUUAAAGUGGUGGUGAUGUCCGCCACGUUGGAAACCGAUAAACUUUCUUCUUUCUUCAACAACUGUCCGGUCUUUGAAAUUCCUGGGAGGGUUUUCCCUGUGGCAUCCAUGUUUGGCACGGCUGUAGGUCCAAAAGAUGUUGAAAGCACCUUUUAUGUCAAAGAGGUGGUGAAAGUGGCCCUGGACGUGCACACCAGUGAAAAGGCUGGUGAUAUUCUGGUGUUUUUGACUGGCCAGUCAGAGAUCGAGCAUGCCUGUGACUUGUUGUUCGAAAAAGCUGAAAACAUAGACUAUCGCUACGACGUGCAGGACCGGACCGUGGAGGGUCUUCUCAUUUUACCUCUUUAUGGAUCCAUGCCCACUGAUCAGCAAAGGCAGAUCUUUCAGGCUCCUCCUCCAGGAAUCAGAAAGUGUGUGGUAGCAACAAACAUUGCAGCAACAUCCCUCACCAUCGAUGGUAUUAAGUAUAUCGUAGACAGCGGCUUCGUGAAGCAGCUCAAUCACAAUUCCAGGGUGGGCAUGGACGUGUUGGAGGUUGUGCCGAUUUCAAAGAGCGAGGCUCAACAGAGAGCGGGCCGAGCUGGGAGAACCUCAGCUGGGAAGUGCUUUCGGAUCUAUACCAAGGAAUUCUGGGAGAAAUGCAUGCCGGAAUACACAAUUCCCGAAAUUCAGAGGACGAGUCUGACCUCUGUGAUCCUCACACUGAAAUGUCUCGGUGUUCAUGAUGUUAUCAGGUUUCCUUAUCUGGACUGUCCAGAGGAAAGGUUUAUUCUUGAAGCACUAAAACAGCUCUACCAGUUUGAUGCAAUAGACAGGAGAGGCAGGGUGACAAAGCUCGGGGAGCUUAUGGUGGAGUUCCCGCUGCACCCGGGUCUCACCAGGGCUCUGCUUAAAGCCGCCUCACUGGGCUGCCAGGACCUGCUGCUCCCUGUGGCGGCCAUGCUGUCUGUCGAGAACAUCUUCAUCAGGCCAGGUCAACCUGACAAGCAAAAAGAGGCAGCGAAGAAGCAUAUAGAACUGGCUGCUCAAACCGGCAGCAUGAACGAUUUUGCCACUCUUCUUAGUGUGUUUAACUCCUGCAAAUCCAGUGACAGGCCAUCAGGCUGGUGCAAGGAGAACUGGAUCCAUUGGAGGGCGAUGAAGUCAGCUUUCAGUGUGGAGACUCAGCUGAGAGAGAUCCUCCUCCGCCUCCAGCAGAGGAGAGAUUUUCCUUUUGAAACGUUUGACGGGAAUAAAAGUGAACUCUUCAGACGGUGCCUUUGCACCGGAUACUUCACCAAUGUUGCCAGAAGGUCUGUUGGAAAAGUGUUUUGCACAAUGGACGGCCAUGGAUCUAUGGUUCACAUCCAUCCGUCAUCAUCAUUGUUUGAGCAGGAUGUCGAGCUGAACUGGGUCAUCUUCCAUGAUGUGCUGGUGACGUCCAAGAUGUACAUCAGGACGGUGUGUCCUAUUCGCUAUGAGUGGGUUAAAGAUUUAUUACCCAAACUCCAUGAAGUGGACGUGUAUGAGCUGAGCAGUGUGGCAAGACAAGAAGUUACAGAAGACGAGAUGGUGAAAUGGGAGAGCAGAGAAGCGGCUAAAAGACAACAAGAGGCUUCUGCUGAAGAUGCCAUGAAGAAACUGGAGAAACGCAACAAUGAGGCCACAGUCAGCGAGGCUCGAGCUCGCUACCUGCAAAGGAAGCAACAAAGACAGCAAAAUAAAGCUCUCUGAGCAAAAUAGCUUGUUUUUAUUUGUUAUAAUCUGUACUUUUUAAGCAAUUUUUAAUAAAACAAAAAUUAAAAAUAA
This is a messenger RNA of Gambusia affinis (western mosquitofish), 2500 nucleotides long. RefSeq names its product DEAH (Asp-Glu-Ala-His) box polypeptide 40 (gene dhx40). NCBI's taxonomy places the organism in Eukaryota, Metazoa, Chordata, Actinopteri, Cyprinodontiformes, Poeciliidae. Gene Ontology annotation, cellular component: intracellular anatomical structure. The record is from RefSeq and is a predicted model, not a curated record. Bases 203 to 2425 code for a protein of 740 amino acids. Gene Ontology annotation, molecular function: ATP binding; RNA binding. The transcript has 17 exons.